AUGAGCAAGGUCCUGAAGGGGUUCCAGGAAAACUUCAGCAGGCAGAAUCAGAACAGUAAUGUUGCCAGUGGUUCUUCGCACCAGGCAACCCUGAAUAAUGAGCCCGGGCCUAUGGACGUUGAUGUCCAUCAUGAGUAUCUUGAUGUGGAUAUGGUACCACCUCCAAUGCCCCCUGCGCCUCCACCUAAAUCACCAACACCACCACCACAUCCCCCGACACCACCACCUCCCAUUGAACGGCCCAGAGGACUUCCUCCACGCGUUAUUAGAUUGCCACAGCGCUUCCGAGACGAGGUCCCACCCAAACCUCCUCUAAUUAUACCACCAGUCGUGGAGGAGGAACCACCUCAGCCUCAGGAACCUCCAUCUGUGGAGAGUCUGUAUCGAACACCAAUGAAUGGCUAUGGGAUAUUUCGAGAGUAUACCUAUGGUCCCCCUUCUAUUACUCCUGACGAACAUUUCACACUGUCAUCAGUGUCCGAUUCUCCAAAUAUUGCCAAAGACCCAGCCGACUCUUUGAGAAAGGCGUCAGAGGGAACACCAAUGGCCCUACCUUCGGAUUGGUCCUUGGAUUCUGAGCCAAAAGACGACAAGAGCUUGCUAUUCAAAAAUCGUUCUACUCAACUUAUCAUGUCUUGGUUUUACAACGGCCACGGUACUAAAUCCUACGCUGAUACCGACAAAUUGAUUCACCAAGUCGUACUGGACCCGGAUUUUGACCCCAAGGACUUUGAUUCCUCCUUUUCUACUGCUCGAGAGGCAGCGCGUCUGGACGAAAUCUCUACCCAAAAAAAUUCUACAGAUCCUACUUUGUCAGAAGUGUGUCGACCGGAAGCUGGGUGGAUCAAGGGCAGCUUUUCAAUACCAGUGCCAUGCGACGGUUUCAUAUUCGAUUCGGAAGAGGAGGCUCCUCAAUUUGUUGUUGAAAACGUCAUGUAUCGAAAACCUCUAGAAGUUAUCAAACAGGCCUUUGCAGAAUGCACCUCUGAGACGUAUAUGACCAUACCGUACAGAGAAUUUUGGCGUCCCUCACCCGACGAACCACCCAAACGCUUAUUCUCAGAGUCCUACGUGGCGGACAUUUUCAAUGAAGAGUAUGAAAAGAUCAAGUCAGAGCCACGCACAGGUCCCCACAGACACCUGGAGCCCUUUGUCGUUGGUAUCGGGAUUUUUUCAGAUUCUACCCACCUGACCAGUUUUGGCGAUGCUUCUAUAUGGCCGAUCCUUAUGUAUAUCCUCAACCAGUCAAAAUACACCAGAGGGAAACCUAAAGAAUUCGCUGCGCAUCAUAUUGCGUAUAUCCCUAAACUCACAGACACUUUUCAAGAUUGGCAUCAGCGACAGUUUGGCAAAGCUGCGACAUCUGAAAUGCUCACCCAUAUGAGACGCGAGGUCAAUACAGGCGUGUGGGGGCUAUUACUUGAUGAGGAUGUCAAACGAGCGUAUGCUGAAGGAGAGGCCGUAGAACUGGCCGACAGAGUUGGAUCAAAGAUGGAUAUGCGAAACCGGCUCAAGCUAGCUCGCGUUGACAGCGAAACUCGUCAAUUUGACAUCGAAACUGCCCGUAAAGCAUUGUUCUUGGGGAAAAAGGUUAACAGCAAGGCGGUUAAUGGCUCGCUGCAACAGACCUCUGCUUUUCCAACUCGGAACGCUUUUUCCAAGGCUUUAUUUGAAUAUGGCUUCAACUUUUAUCGGAUGUUUACUGUCGACUUCAUGCACGAAGUGGAACUGGGUGUCUGGAAGGCCCUAUUUAGUCACCUACUCCGGAUUCUUUAUACCUCUAGCAACCAGAACGCCAUUGCAACUCUGAACGAAAGAUACCGCCAAGUCUCCCCUUUCGGCCUCACAACUAUCCGACGUUUUGCUAGGAAUGCUUCAGAUAUGAAGAAACUGGCAGCACGGGAUUUUGAAGAUCUCCUUCAGUUCCAAAAGGAGGUUUGUAGUCAGUACGCCACUCGCGAGCUUCCAUCAGAAACAGCCGCUAGAGGAAGAAGACAGGCAGCCAAGGCCAAAAAGGCAGCGAGUGCGGGUCUGCCAGUACCUCCGACUCAACCCAAUGAACCCAAGACCCGCACGUUCAAUAUGCAAACGUACAAAUUGCAUUCCCUUCCCGAUUACGUCGAUUCCAUUCGCCAAUUUGGCACCACUGACGGCACGAGCACUCAGAUGGGCGAAAGCGAGCACAAGAGAGCGAAACUCUUCUACAAACGGGUCAAGAAAGGUGAUCAUAUUCAAGGUAUCGCCAAACACAUCUACCGAGAAUGUGUGGUACACCGCACUAACCGUGUCGAGAUACGCAAGCUGCUGCGUGAGGACAGGGAGUUACUGGAGCCCACUCCUCCUGAUUUACAUUAUCACAUCUCAUCAGACGUGCGUCGAAAGUUAGAUAUACUACCCUGGAUGUCACAAAACCAAAACGAUCUGGCAACAAGGGACUUUAUGCUUCGUCUCAAAACUCACCUUUAUGCCCGCUUAUCAGGGGUAAACGAAUUCAGUGAUAGCAUUGGUACCCAUGAGCGACUCCAAAUCACAAUACUCGAUGACCGAAUUUACAAACAUCAGGUUCUACGCAUCAACUAUACUUCGUAUGAUAUGCGUCAAAUACAAGAUACCUUGAAGCCAAACUCUUCCCGAUGUGACAUCAUGGUACUUGCUAGCAACAAAGGUGCAGAUCAGCAGGUUCAUCCUUAUUGGUAUGCCCGUAUCAUUGGAAUCUACCACGCCAAUGUGGUAAUAUCUACCCCUGAUGAUUACUACCGUGCCUCCAAGCACAAAGUGGAUUUUCUUCAUGUCCGAUGGCUGGGUGUUUGUGAAGAUUGCCAUUACGGUUGGAAAUAUAGAAGGCUUCCACAGUUGGCGUUUGGUGAUAUCAAUGACUCUGCGUCGUUUGGUUUUGUGGACCCAUCCCUCGUAAUUCGUGCAACCCAUUUGAUCCCUCGCUUCAUUCUUGGAAAAAUACCGACUCUCGGCCCAUCUGUAGCUUAUAGAAGCAAAGAAAAUAAUGAAGGGGAAGAAUGGGAGAGAUAUUAUGUCAAUUUUUUUGUGGAUCGCGACAUGGUCAUGCUGUACAGAGGGGGUGGAGUUGGCCACGCUAGCACGCGAGCCGCUACCGAUUCUCUUAGGCAAGACCGACGUGCAGACGACAUUGCCUCUCGCAAAAAAUGCCGCGAGGCACAUGAAGCUCCCGAUCCUGAUCUGGAACCAGAUGGGGCCUCAGACCAGGAGCAAGACGCUCAGGACCAGGCUGAAGUGGCACCUGAAAACAGCGCCGAUUCUGAUGACAAUGAAGACGACAGCGACCAGCAUACCGAUUCUGAAGAGGAGGAGGAGGAGGAGGAGGAGGAGGAGGAAAGCAACGAGGAUGAGGUCCGGGGUGACCUAGAUGAACUCAGGGGGAGUGGGAACGGAUAUGCAUCAAACGCGCAUGCGCGCGUCCACGCGUUUGAUGCGCAUGCGCAUGCGCGCGCGUUUGAUGCGCGCGUCCACGCGUUUGAUGCGCAUGCGCGCGCGUGUGAUGCGCAUGCACGCGCGGAGUCCGUUGAAGGCCUGGCAGAGUGUACAGGACAUAUCGAAGGAGGACGCGCGGGGUUAUAA
This is a messenger RNA of Psilocybe cubensis, 3594 nucleotides long. RefSeq lists its product as uncharacterized. Bases 1 to 3594 code for a protein of 1197 amino acids. NCBI's taxonomy places the organism in Eukaryota, Fungi, Basidiomycota, Agaricomycetes, Agaricales, Agrocybaceae. The transcript has 9 exons. The record is from RefSeq and is a predicted model, not a curated record.